Dipodomys spectabilis (banner-tailed kangaroo rat) is the source of this 2844-nucleotide messenger RNA. RefSeq names its product G protein regulated inducer of neurite outgrowth 1 (gene Gprin1). NCBI's taxonomy places the organism in Eukaryota, Metazoa, Chordata, Mammalia, Rodentia, Heteromyidae. Gene Ontology annotation, biological process: neuron projection development. The coding region runs from base 1 to 2844 and encodes 947 amino acids. The record is from RefSeq and is a predicted model, not a curated record. The transcript has 3 exons. Gene Ontology annotation, cellular component: plasma membrane.
AUGCCCGGGGCGGGGCGCGGGGCGGGGCGGGGCGCGGGGCGGGAGCGCGGAGCCGGCUCCGGGGACGGCGGCGGCGGCGGCGGCGCCCAGGCCGCUGGGGUGGCGGCGGCGGCGGCGGGAAGCGGAGCGCGCCCCGCGCCGAGGAGCCGCAGCAGCCGGGCUGCUCUGCCUACCAGCACCGGUGUGCUCUCCCCGGACCCAUUUGUGCUUGCCCCGGGUGGCCCCGGAGUCUCCUUCACACACGGCUUCUACAGAUGCAUGCCAAAACUGGACGGCAGCCGUGGUCUCGAGCAUGGCCGCGAGCGUCGAUGGACAGCGCUAAAGAUCCAGCCUGGCUCCAGCCUUCCCGGGUCCCUCGGCUCCCCGCAGGAUGGGAGGCUGGGCACUGGGCACCUGGCCAUGAAGGAUCACAGCGCCUCUCAGCCCAAGCCCAGCCCCUCCCCGCUCAGGGAUACCCCUGAUCAAAACCCAGCCAUGGACUCAAGACCCAGCGGCCCCAGUGGGGUUGAGGAAGGGGCCCUCUGCUCUGAGGGUCCUUCUGGGGGCAUGGCCUGUCCUUCUUCUACCUGCACCCCUCCCCCAGGACCCACCACCAAGGAGAUCCUGGCAGCAGAUGCCGCCUUGGUCUUAGGGAGCCCAGAGACUGCUUUGGCUGGGCUGCCAGAGUCCAGGUCCCCCGUGAGCCCUGUCCCCACCUCCUCGGAGAACAGAAACCCCACGUUCUUGGAAGAGAUGGAUUCUAAAUCCUCCACGCAGGCACGCCCUGCUGCCAUGGGGAAGGAAGAGUCUGAGUUCUCCAAGGCAGAGCCUCUGUUGAUGGAAAAGAGUGAACCUGCUGUCUCUACUCCGAGCGAUGCUUCUGGAAGGAUGGGCUCUCCACAUCCCAAGAAAGAGGAGCCUGAAUCAGUGGGAAAGGCAGAUCCUGGAUGCACCGGCGAGGUAGACCUGGUGUCUCCAAGCCACCAGGGCGGCUCUGAGUCUUUGCAAAAGGUGGGCGCUGUGUUUCCAAGCAAGGAGCAGCCUAAGCCCCCCCUAUCUUCAGAGGAGAUGGUCCCUGCUCCAACGAGGAAGGAAGAUGUCAUGUCUUUGGGGAAACACGAUCCGGGACACCCUGCAGAGGUGAAUCCUGCGUCCUUAGGAAGUACCGAACACACAUGCACAGGAAAGACCCAACGCACAGCCACAGGACAGACAGGAGAUUCUGGACUCUCCGGGAAGCCUGAAUCUUCUGGAAUAGGGGAUCCUGAGCCCACCAGAAGGGUGGAGGAUACCAAACACUUGAGAUCUGCAGCACCUCCAUCUCUGGGAAAUGCAGAAACCAGGUCCCCCACAAGAGAGGACUGUGGGUCCCUGGGAAAGGGGAGCCCCACCUCCUCAGGAGAAGGACAUCUCGUACCUGUGAGGCUGACCGCCGCUGGAGAGAUGGAUCCUGGGAAAGACCCCACAUCUGCCGUGAAAAGUGGGGGGUCUGGACCUUGCGGUGAGCCAGGCGCUGUCUCCUCGGGAGAGGUGGAGGGGCUGGUGUCCCCAGGAAAGCCACCCCAGCCCUCGUCUCCAGGACAGGCAGAAGAACGGGGGUGGGCAGUGGGAAAGCGGGGGACCACUGACCCUUCGGGGAACCCCGAGUUUCCUGGGAGGGCGGAGCCCACGGCAGCCCUGGGAAAUGUCACAACGUCGUCGUCGUUGUCAUCAUCUUCUGGCAAGGCCAGGCCUGUGUCCUCGGGUCCUGGGGGACCCCGAUCCCCGGGGACAGGGGGUCCCCCGUGCGCUGUCGAGAACAUCCCAGGGCCGGAAGGGAAAGCGGAGCCCCGGGCCUCGGCCCCGUCUGGAGACCCCAGGAACGCCACGACGACGCCCAAGGAAAAGGGGGGUCCCCCGCUGACCCCCGACAUCCAGGGGGACCCCACCACGGAGGAGGCGGAGAUCGGGGCCUCCGGGAAGGCCCAGCCCGAGGCCGGGGACCCUCCGGCCGCCCAGCGCCCCGGGCAGGAGCGCACCCCAUCUUCCCAGCCGCGGGGGGCGGCGGGGUCCCCCGCGUCCCCGACUCCCGAGAAGGAGCGGCAGCCCGCGGGGCCUCCGGGAUCCACAGACUCCACGACGAUGACCACGGGGCCGCGGACCCGGGACAACUUCACCAAGGCGCCGUCGUGGGACGCGGGAGGCUCGCCGCCGGGCCCCGCGCGCGAGGACGCGGGCACGCAGGCCGAGGCGCGCGCCUGCGUGUCGGUGGCCGUGAGCCCCAUGUCCCCCCAGGACGGCGCCCCGCCGGGGACCCCGGCCUUCAGCUUCCAGGGCCCCCCGCGCCGCCGGGACGCGGGGCUGCAGGUGUCGCUGGGCGGCGCCGCCGCCAUCACCGAGACGCGGUCGGUGGCCACGGGGCCCAUGACCCCGCAGGCCGGCGCGCCGCCGCCCGCCGCCGCCGCCGCCUUCCCCGAGGUGCGCGUGCGGCCCGGCUCGGCGCUGGCGGCCGCCCUGGCGCCGCCCGAGGCCGCGGAGCCCGUGCGCGACGUGAAGUGGGACGAGAAGGGCAUGACGUGGGAGGUGUACGGCGCCGCCAUGGAGGUGGAGGUGCUGGGCCUGGCCAUCCAGAAGCAUCUGGAACGGCAGAUCGAGGAGCACGGCCGCCAGGGGGCCCCCGCGCCGGCCCCCGCCGGGGUCCCCGCCGUCCCCGCCGCCGCCGCCGUCCCCGCCGCCCCCCGCGCGGGUCCCGGCCGCGCCGGCUCCGUGCGCAGCGCGCCCCCGCCCGAGCCCGAGCCCAAGCGCCCGCCCGGCCUCUUCCGCGCGCUGCUGCAGAGCGUGCGCCGGCCGCGGUGCUGCUCGCGGGCCGGGCCCACGGCCGAGUGA